UCUUUUUGUCUUGUGUUGUGGUGCAUCUUCUUCACUUCAAAAUCGAUCGAUCCGUCGAGCAAAUACAGCAGGAAUUGAAGAUAACAAUAUAAUGGCUACUGAGCUGGAAUUGGGAAACAUCAAUAAUAUUGAUGAUUCAGUCUUCAAGGAUCUUGGGAAUCUGAGGGAGCAGCUCUACUCGGCUGCCGACUACUUCGAGUCUGCCUACCAGAAGGAACAUCGCAACCACUUUGUGUUGGAUUCUUCGAAAGAGUACGUGGGCAAGGCUGUUGUGAGCACAGUGGAUCACUUGGGGUGUGUGGCUGAUAAGCUCACCAAAUUGUUGGGACACAACCUCCAUCAAUUCUCUGCAACAAACCUUCGAUUUUCCUUCAUCCAACAGAGAUUAAACACAUUUCAAGAAUUUUCCAGCAGGAGAGGUGUCUCUCAGCACUUGUUGAUGAUCGAACCUUCCGGCGACUCCUUCGGCCGCCACAAGCGCUACUACAUUCCCGAGAGUAAUUUGGACUCAAGCACGACAGACAUCGCCGCGACUGAUGAUGUGCAGCCGCCGCAACACGAUACACCAUUUUCUAAAAAUUCAAUAGCCGCGAGGACGGCUUCAAGAGAACCAUCUACAAAUGCUUAUAGUUUUUCUUUCACAAAAGUCACGGCCAACAAAAGGCCAUCGAAGCACGCUGCCUCACCGCUUCGCUUUCCACUCAAAAUGUCCGAAUCUUUCAUUAAGAGAUCGGUUUCUCCGAGCCCCUCAACUAAGAACCAGCUUUGCAUAUCAGAGCCAAGAAGAGCAAUUUCAGCAUGUAGAGGGCGUGAAAUGGCGAACCGGGAAAUAGAGGUGGAAUCGCACGCCAAGAGAAGCGCGCAUCUAUUCAAAGCAUUGCUCAACGUUCAUCGUUCAAGAAAGGAUGCCGUUAUCAGUAGACAACAUGUGAAAUUUCCUCCGAAUGUUUUUCGUGCUUAAGAUACUUGGAGUAACAUGCUUAUUCAAAUUUUCAUUUUAUUUCGCCAUCCUCGACUCCAAAUAUGUUCUUGAACACACAUAUGUUCCUUCGAAUUUGCAGCAAUGAA
Molecule: messenger RNA, 1068 nt
Organism: Andrographis paniculata
Lineage: Eukaryota; Viridiplantae; Streptophyta; Magnoliopsida; Lamiales; Acanthaceae
Product: protein ABIL4-like
Exons: 7
Coding region: 92-961 (289 amino acids)
Source: RefSeq, a predicted model, not a curated record